This is a messenger RNA of Rana temporaria (common frog), 1588 nucleotides long. RefSeq names its product delta like non-canonical Notch ligand 1 (gene DLK1). Gene Ontology annotation, biological process: heterophilic cell-cell adhesion; establishment or maintenance of epithelial cell apical/basal polarity. Gene Ontology annotation, molecular function: calcium ion binding. Gene Ontology annotation, cellular component: plasma membrane; protein-containing complex. The record is from RefSeq and is a predicted model, not a curated record. Lineage: Eukaryota; Metazoa; Chordata; Amphibia; Anura; Ranidae. The transcript has 6 exons. The coding region runs from base 179 to 1312 and encodes 377 amino acids.
GGGGGACCAGCCUGCAGGUCGCAUUAUCCGGGCGUCUCUUUCAUCCGACAAAUCUGCUUCCCCGUUACACAUUCAGACCGAAAUCUGGAAGAUAAAAGAAGAACUUUGAAUGGAAUAAUGACCCGGAGCUUCGCCCGCCCCUCACCCAUCCUCAAUUCAUAGGAGGUCAAGGGACCCCAUGGAGAGGCGAGGGAUGGAUUCUGCGGUGGUCUGCGCUCUCUCAUUCAUCUUAUCGCAGGUCCUGGUGUCAGCGACUCGAGGUGUCUGCAGACCGGGCUGUCAUCCCGAAAACGGGUUUUGUGAGAGUCCCGGGGAAUGCAGGUGUCGCCCCGGGUGGAAGGGGCAGUUCUGUGAUCGGUGUGUCCCGUUCCCGGGGUGUCUUCAUGGCGGGUGCACCAAGCCCUGGCAAUGUAUGUGUGAGGACGGAUGGGUUGGCAGCCACUGCAACAUUGACGUCCACCCCUGCGCGGCUUACCCAUGCUCCAGAAACUCCACCUGCAUCGAGACCGGUGACGGCGGAUAUAUUUGUCUCUGCGCUCCGGGCUUCACCGGGAGAAACUGUCUGGUUAAAAUUGGGCCCUGCAUCAGAAAUGGGUCUCCAUGCCGGAAUGGAGGGACAUGUGUGGACAACAAUGGCUUUUCUGGCCAGGCCUCAUGCCGGUGUCUUGAUGGUUUUGCAGGUGACUACUGUGAAAUAGACAAGGAUGACUGCAGCCCCAACCCUUGUGUUAAUGGAGGAAACUGCACAGACAUUGGCCCUAGCUUUCGCUGCCAUUGUCCAGCUGGGUUUGGUGGUCGUUCUUGCUCUGAACUUCUUUCAUGGUGUAACAGUAACCCUUGUUCUAAUGGUGGAACAUGCUAUGAGAAGCUGGACGGGUUCCAAUGCUCCUGUCCACCAGAUUUCUCAGGAGCCACCUGCGCUUUUCCUACAAAAAGUAAGAGCUUAUCUACCAAUGAGCACACCUAUAACUUCCCGCCACAUCACAAGGGGUUCCACCACCCGGCCCACGAGGUCCUGAAGAUCACCAUGAAGGAGACCAUCCAUAAAAAUGACCCUCUCCUCCACCAAAGUCAAAUCAUCUGCUUCAUCGUCCUCGGCCUCCUCACUUGUCUCAUCGUCCUCAUCACCAUCGGCAUAAUCUUCAUCUCCAAAUGUGAAACGUGGUUGGCCAAUGCAAAGUACAGGCACUUAAUUCGCAAGAAGAAAGAUUUUUACGUGAAAGCGAGCCGAGAGAACGGAAACGACGUCAAAAUAAUUUUUCCUGAAAAGGUGAAAAUGGCGAACUACAGCCGAAGUUACACUACGAUAUAGGAGGGGACGCCGAACCGUCUUUGUAAUUUGAUGUUUUCAUGUUUCCAUCUUCAUCUCUAUGACUUUGAACGUGGAACAAUAAUAGUGUAUUGGGGGAAUGGCGAGGUCGGUAAAAAUGGACAUUUUCAGGCGCUAGUGGUGUGUGACCAGUUAAUAGCUUAUUCAAUGUUGUAUUUCAUUAUGGAUAAUAAGAGUGGAGAAUGAUUAGCGCCUCUGACAACUUUUAGUUGCCACCUGUAAGCCUAUUGAGGAAAUUUCCCUUGAUGUCCUGUCAGG